GCCCUCUUCUUCUCACAGUCUAUCUCUUUCUGCGGGAACUCGGAACGCUCACUUCUCCCAAACGCUGUCCUUGUAACUCUCUAUAAGAUGGUUCAGACCCGCCGAAAUGCGCAAGCGAAAGCAGCAUUUGCGAAUGAGCACAUUCUGAAGCUCCCCACAGAGCUACACAUGAUGAUAUUCGACUACCUUGCAGACGAGAGGAAGCCAUGGCUCGCAACCUUGGCCACUCUCUGCAAGACGCUCCUUCCCGAAAUCGAAGCUGCUCUGUAUAGGGAUAUCGAGAUUGGAACGUGCAAGUAUGCCUCCGCACUCUGUCGCGCGAUCUCAAAGAGGCGCUACCGCGCUGUCUUUGUCCGGAAACUGGUCCUAUCCGUCCGCGGCGGCACGACCCUCAAAAAGCCACUCAACACUGCGCUCCCCCUGCUCACGAACCUCUCAUCCCUGGAGCUCGUUGUCGACGAACCGUCCAUAUUCGACAUCCUACUGCACUGUUCAUUCCGGCUACACACGUUCAUCAUUGGCGGAGAACGGUAUGCCCCAAACUUGGAGGACAUCUUGGCAAGUCAACCGGACAUCGAACGGCUCUCCUUCGUCUUCAUCCCCGAACAUUCGCAAGACGAGGUCCAACCCGAGCUCUCGCGGCCGGACAUCCUCCCCAAGCUCAAGACCCUCACCGCUUUCGCCUCCCGGUUCCCGCUGACCUUCAUCACCCACCCGUACCCUAUCGCCCACCUCUCGAUCAUGGCCGCGAGCCACGACGACAUCGCGCACGUCAUGAAGCUGUUCGGAAGCACUCUCGUCACGGUAUGCAUACUGCGGCUCAUCGGUGAACAAUGCACCCCAGAAUGCUACUGGCCGGCGUCGAUGUUCCGGAACGCGCACCUCCCGAAACUCGAACACGUCAAGGUCACAGACCUGUAUGGGCCCGCUACCGACCUGCCGUGCGAGCAAGAAACCAUGGCCGUCCCCGGCCUGCAAGAAGCAUGCCCAGCGCUAAAGACGAUCAUGUGGAGCGUCGACAGCUCCAUAGCCGACGACCUCUACUGGCCGCCCCCCGGCGGCGACGGCCUCGACGACCGCAUGAUGACCGAGUACGCGCGCCUGCUGUUCGCCACGCUCCCCGCGCUCGCGUCGUUCACCGUGCACGAGCUGGGCGACCCGGUGCGCGACGACGACGGGGCGGUAUAUGGCGAGGUGUAUCGGCGGGCGGAGGGUGGGGCGGUGACGGGCCCGGAGAACGAGCCGGUCGAGCUGGGGAUGUGGCGCGGGUUGUAUGCGCAGCUGAUGUGAACCCGCUAUGCCAUAUGAAGUUUCCAGACGGCGUCAGCGAGGACAUUUUACCACGACGACGCGUCUGUCGCCUGUACUAUGGUUUGGGUCCAGUAGUAGGGCGGAUUGUUGGCGCGGCAUGUCGCCCGUGCCAGGUUGUAUACCAUCACGUUC
Messenger RNA from Trametes versicolor FP-101664 SS1, 1443 nucleotides. RefSeq lists its product as uncharacterized. The coding region runs from base 88 to 1290 and encodes 400 amino acids. Lineage: Eukaryota; Fungi; Basidiomycota; Agaricomycetes; Polyporales; Polyporaceae. The record is from RefSeq and is a predicted model, not a curated record. The transcript has 4 exons.